Monodelphis domestica (gray short-tailed opossum) is the source of this 3036-nucleotide messenger RNA. The record is from RefSeq and is a predicted model, not a curated record. Lineage: Eukaryota; Metazoa; Chordata; Mammalia; Didelphimorphia; Didelphidae.
CGGGACAGGAGGUGGAGGCGUGGCCCUUGGGAACCUCUUCGGGGUCCCGCCCUUAGGAAUCUCCGCUCUGGCUCCGCGAACGGACGCGGGGUCCGCCCUGCCCAGGCUGGCUCGGCCUCUGUCUGCCUGCCUGGGUCUCCCCAUCAGCUCCGUCCCCUGGGCCCGAGGAGGGGUGACCUGGAGCUGCCCAGACUGCCCAGGGACUUGCCCCGCCCCUACCCCACCAACUGGCCCAGGAGGAGAAGAUGGCCCCCGCGCCCCUGUCAGCUGGGCCCCCCCAGGAAGCUGUGACCUUCAAGGAUGUGGCUGUGAACUUCAGCCAGGAAGAAUGGAUGUGUCUAGACUCUUCUCAAAAGGAGUUUUACAGAGAUGUAAUGCUGGAAAACUAUAGGAACCUAGUCUUUCUGGGACUUGCAUUUUCCAAACCAUAUGUCAUCUACCAACUAGAGCGAAGAGAAACACCAUGGAUGCCAGAGGGAGACAUCCCAAGAAUUAGACAUGCAGAUUGGGAAACUCAGGAAGAAUCUAAGGAGCCCACUCCAAAAUUGAGCAUUUCAAUGGAACAGUCAUCCAAGGAAAUACUCCAAAGGGAUAGUCUCCUCUUUUCCCCACUGAGAGAAUCCAGGAAAUGUGGUGCUAGGCAACAGAAUCAUCUAACUAAUGAAGAAGAGAAUUUCUGGCAAGUCAGAAUAACUCAAAAGAAACCUCUAAAUACAUCUAGAACUCAAAGAGAACAAACUAGUUCUGACAGAAACCUCAGACCAGGACCAACCAUUUUUCCCCAGCAGAAAGCAGAAAAGAGUUUGAGUGCAUGUGACCCACAUGGAAAGUACAUCAGACUGCAUAGAGAUCAACAGAAAUGUAGUCUCAAAUAUUCAAAGAAAACAGCUAAAUAUAAAGACUAUGGGAGAUACAAUAACUAUAAUUCAGCCUCUGUUGUCAGUUCUGGAAUAAAUAUUGGAGAGCAGUUUUAUGAAUUUAAUGGAUGUGAAAAGACUUCCUUAAGGAAAUGUAUUUUUCCUGACAAAAUUCAUAACGGAGAAAAACCUUACCAAAGUAAUGAAUAUGCAAGUACCUUUUCCUUAAGGACUGAAAUUCCCAUGCAUCAGAACAUUCAAAAUGGUGAGAAAUCUAAUCAGUGUAAUAUAUGUGGGAAAAUGUUUCGGCUAAAAGCCCAACUUAAUCAACAUAAGACCAUUCAUUCAGGAGAGAAGCCUUAUACAUGUAAUGAAUGUGGAAAGGCCUUUCGACUAAAAGGACAGCUUAAUGAACAUCAGAAAAUUCAUACUGGUGAGAAACCCUAUAAAUGUAAUGAAUGUGGCAAAGCCUUCUGCAGGCGCUCAAACCUUACUGAACACCAGAGAAUUCACACUGGUGAGAAACCUUAUAAAUGUAAUGAAUGUGGGAAAGCCUUUCAACUAAAAGGACACCUUAAUGAACAUCAGAAAAUUCAUAGUGGUGAGAAACCCUAUAAAUGUAAUGAAUGUGGGAAGGCCUUCUGCCAUCGCACAUACCUUACUAAACAUCAGAAAAUUCAUUCUGGUCGGAAACCUUAUGAAUGUAAUGAAUGUGGGAGGGCCUUCUGCAUGAGUACAGCUCUUACUGUACAUCAGAGAAUCCAUACUGGUGAGAAACCCUAUGAAUGCAAUAUAUGUGAGAAAGCCUUUAGGGUCAAAGCACAGCUUAAUCAACAUCAGUCAAUUCAUACUGGUGAGAAACCAUUUGAAUGUAAUGAAUGUGGAAAAGCUUUUAGACUGAAAGGAUGGCUUACUGAACAUCAGAAAAUUCAUAGUGGUGAGAAACCUUAUCAAUGUAAUGAAUGUGGGAAGGCCUUCUGCAAGCGCUCUAACCUUACUGAACAUCAGAGAAUUCAUACCGGAGACAAACCUUAUGAAUGUACUGAAUGUCAGAAGGCCUUUAGCCAGAAACUAAAACUUUUUCAACAUCAGAGAAUUCAUACUGGUGAGAAACCUUAUGAAUGUAAUGAGUGUGGGAGAGCCUUCUGUCUGAGUACAACCCUUACUGAACACAAGAGAAUUCAUACUGGUGAGAAACCUCACGAAUGUAUUGAAUGUGGAAAGGCCUUCCGACUAAAAGCGCAGCUUAAUCAACAUCGCAGAAUUCAUACUGGGGAAAAACCUUAUAAAUGUAAUGAGUGUGGGAAAGCUUUCUGUAAGCAGUCAAAUCUUACUGAUCAUCAGAAAAUUCAUACUGGAGAGAAACCUCAUGAAUGUAUUGAGUGUGGGAAGGCCUUUAGCCAGAAAAUAAAACUCACUCAACAUCAGACAAUUCAUACUGGCGAGAAACCUUAUGAAUGUAAUGAAUGUGGGAAAUCCUUCCGUCUAAGCACAGGACUUGCUGAACACCAAAGAAUUCAUACUGGAGAGAAACAUUAUGAAUGCAAUGAAUGUGGGAAGACUUUCCGUCUAAAAGCACAACUUAGUCAGCACUGGAGAAUUCAUACUGGAGAAAAACCUUAUGAAUGUGAUGAAUGUGGAAAGGCCUUUGGACAUAGGUCAGGACUUACUCAACAUCAGAAAAUUCAUACUGGAGAGAAGCCUUAUGAAUGUGACGAAUGUGGGAAAGUCUUCAGAUGGAUUACAGGACUUACUCAGCAUCAGAGAAUUCAUACUGGAGAGAAACCUUAUGAAUGUAAUGAAUGUGGAAAAGCCUUCUAUUGGAAUACAGCUCUAACCAAACAUCAGAGAAUGCAUUCUACAAAGAAACUAUAUUGAUAUGAUGGCUGAGAGAAAGCUUUAAUUCAGAACAAGAAUUGUACUCAUUUUUGCUACAUUAUCCUCUGGAUCAGCCCUCUAACUCUAGGUGUCUCUCAGGGUUCCAUCCUGGGUCCUCUUUUCUUCUCCCUCAUCACUGCUUGGCAGUCACAUCAGCCCCCAGGUAUCUAAUUAUCCUCUCCAUGCUGAUUAUUCUCUAAUCUUGCUUACCUGCCUCAGUUUCUCUGCUGAAUUCCAAUCUCUCAUGCUUUUCAGACAUGUUAAAAUGCCAAGAGAAAUAAAAAACUCAGUAUUUCCAAAA